CGGAAAUGAUUCUGGGAGGCCGGGACGACAAGAUGGCAGCGCGAGCAGUGCUGGGGGUCAUGUGCCGGCAUCUCUGGCAGGGUUCAGGGAAAUUAUCUGUAAACUGUUCUAAGAGCAGUACAGCUAAAAAUGGUGGCUUUCUCCACAGUACAAGUAUGAAGUGGGUACAGUUUUCAAAACUACACGUUGAUGUUCCUAAGGAUUUGACCAAGCCUACGAUAACCAUUUCUGAUGAACCAGACACGUUAUAUAAGCACCUGUCAGUUUUAGUAAAAGGCCAUGAUAAGGCUGUAUUGGACAGUUACGAAUAUUUUGCUGUACUUGCUGCUAAAGAACUUGGUAUCUCUAUUAAAGUACAUGAACCUCCAAAGAAAAUAGAGCGAUUUACUCUUCUCAAAUCAGUGCAUAUUUUCAAGAAGCACAGAGUUCAGUAUGAAAUGAGAACUCUUUACAGAUGUUUCGAGUUAGAACAUCUAACUGGAAGUACAGCAGACGUUUACUUGGAAUAUAUUCAACGAAACUUACCUGAAGGAGUUGCCAUGGAAGUCACAAAGACAAAAUUAGAACGGUUACCGGAACACAUAAAGGAGCCAAUCUGGGAAACGAUACCAGAGAAAGAAGAAAGCAAGUCAUAAAAUCUCAGAGGGACCACUUGUGCUGGCCUUUGAAAUGAGGGUGGGCCAGACAUGUAUGUUGAAUGGAGAGUAUUUCAGUCGAGAUGCUUCUGAGCACACCCGACCGCUCUGGUGACGCCACAUGCCCUCAUCAGUGGAAAAGCGGGGAGUGGAACUUGAAUGAUACACUGGGCUGUAAUGAAAGAACCACUUUAUCUUCUCUUUUAUACUUGCCAUUGUUUCAGUUCUGAUUUUAACAAAUGUAAGCAACCCAUUUUGUCUGUUACACACCAGAAAACUUAUAUUUUGUUUGUUAUUCUGCUGUUCAAUUAUCAGUUCAUACUGAUUUUAACCUAUAUCAUUUCAUUCAUCUGAAACUAUUGAAAAUAUUCCUCAUACACAUUUUUUUUUCUUUUACACUACCUAGAAGGAACCUUUGGUUAAUACAACACUAAGCAGUUAAAGUUUUGGUAUUUACCUUAGUGAAGACUGGCAUAUGCUGGUUUGGGGCUGUGACCUCCAAAUUUUACCUCAGGUAGGCAUUACAUUCUUGAAAAUGAAUAUACUUUGCAGCAGUUCAAGUACAUUAGUGGUGUGCACCAAACUCUUCUUGGAGCCCAGACCCUGACAGGGCUGCCUGGAAGUGUCACUGUAUUGGAAUUUGAGCUCAAGAUAUUACUACCUGUAUCAUUUCAUUCGUCCUGUGGUUCAUUCAACAAGCUUUUAUUUUGUUAACUUUGCUCCCAGGACUAUAGUAAAUACGAAAAAUUAAAUAGAAUUAAUAGCUUUUGAAAAUUUAACAAGACACAGGUAAAUAUUUUUCCUUAUUAAGUUCCACAUCGAUUAGAGGGCCUCUUUCUUUUGGUAAAUGGCACUCUUUUUGUUUGGAGAUGUCUACUUUUCCAUGAAAUUAAAUAGUAGUUGAAGCCCUGAAAGAGGCAAGACUUCAAUGGGCUGAAACUGUGUGUGUAUCAGCCCCAAGGGAGUGAUUUGUUUCCUUUUCACAGCAGAAUCAGGUCCAUGUCUUUUGUGGUUUCCUUCUUAUCUUUGGGGUAGUUAUGACUUCUCAGCUUUUCCCCCCUUAAACUGGAGUCCCUGUUCUCUUUUCCUGACCCGACCUGCUAUCAGGUAUCAGUAUUUUGAAUACAUACUGCUAAUGUAUCAGACUUCCAUUACUGUCAUUAACAUGAGAAGAAUUACAGCCUGGUGCCCCAUGACCUCAUUCUGUUUGCAGCUCAGUUGACUAUGUCAUUCACAAAUGCCUAAAGCGUGCUUAUCCCAGGUCUAAGCCUCAGGAUUAAGAGCUAGUGAAUAAGAGCAAUAUAAUAGUAACAAUAUCUGGUAAAGCAGUAAUUUGUGGCCCAUUUUAAAAGAAGUAAUUCUUUAAAAAUAAGACCCACAUCUAAGCUUUUUUGUGCUUUCUUAGACAGUAUUAAUCCCUGUGUUACAAUAGAAUGAUUCCUGCACAUUCACCUUUUGUGACUGUCUGUGUGAGCCCCUUUAAAGGUAUGCAUCUACUUCCAGCUGUUUCAAGCUAAGGUAACACAUAAACCAGAUUACUCAGUUUAGCACUUCAAAUUAUAUAUUAAAACCUUCUUUUAAGGUAAAUAUGUAAACUACACAAGUGACAAAAACUAGUAUUUCUUUGACAAAAGUAUUUGGCAUAUUUGAAGCCUAGUUAAUAUUAACAAGUUGAUUUCUUUACCCUGAUAGGCUGAAAAAGUUUUUUAAAAAUUGGGUCUCCUGAGUAAAAGCCAUAGUUUGAAAAUAAGAAUUAAUGCCAAGUCUUCUGUCCUUGGUGAGGAUAGCAGGUAGUGAGAGAAAAGUGGACAAGGGAGAAUGAACCGGAAAACAGGAAGUGAGAUAAUUUUUCAGUGUCUAGUUUCAGUGCCUUCAAAGAGAAUUACAUGUACUUUUGGCCACUUAGACAUGCCAUAGUAAAUACACAAAGGAAUUAUUUUAAGCCAGUUAUCUAAUUUCUUAACAUUUCUACUUGUCAGCUACCAUUCCUCCUCUCCUACAUUAUGUUAAUAGUUUUACUACCACAUUAAUGAGUAGCAGAGUAGUGAAAGCCUGGACUUUGAAAUCAGACAGGCCCGAGUCAGAUAAGAGUUCAAACCCACUAACUGCUCUAAGCUUGGGCAAGAUAUUUAACCCAGUCAGAGCCUCUGUUUACUCAUUAGGCUGGAGUAUUAAAUCAGGCAUCUUACAAAGCACCUUACACACUACUGGGCAAAUAGUAGACAUUCAGUAAAUAGUUAUUACUAGGUGACAGUACAGAUUCGAUGGUACUCCAGAUGCUUGUGUGCUAGACUUUAAACACCAGCUGGAAAGGUGUCUCCAAGGUGAGGAUAAUACUUAAGAGUGGCCAUGAAGAUGAAUUUAGAAGAGAAAACAUGUAACAUGCUUAUUACAAUAACUACCACACAUUAUGCCAAGCUUUUACAUAGUCCUUUACAGUUACUGUUUUAUUCAGCCUUUAUAACAACAGAGUAAAGUAGCUACUAUUAUCUCCAUCUUAUAGGAGAGAGAACGAAGUUGUGAUUGGCCAACUCAGGCCCUUUCAGUUGACAGAUGACUUUGAGAUGAAAAAGGAGGAGAAACUGCUUUAAGUUCAGGCUAGUGACAGGGACAGCCCCAGAUCCUACCAUUUAAAGGCUAGGAGGUACUCGAUGUUCACAUACUAAAUGCAGAAUAUUCCAACCUAAAAUCCUAAUUUAUUUCCUCUUGCUUGUUAGCAAAAUGUAUUCCUCUUCCCUAAAGCUUUUACGUAAAGAGAUUGAUUGGUGGGGAGGGGAGGAAGGGGGUGGAAUCUAAGGAAUAAAAGAUAUAAAUGUGUAUGAGUAAGUACAAGAAGCAUAAUAAACAGAGCAGUCCCUGUGG
This is a messenger RNA of Manis pentadactyla (Chinese pangolin), 3497 nucleotides long. It is a transcript of the gene MRPS10, whose product is annotated as mitochondrial ribosomal protein S10. The record is from RefSeq and is a predicted model, not a curated record. The transcript is spliced from 7 exons. Bases 6 to 635 code for a protein of 209 amino acids. Gene Ontology annotation, cellular component: mitochondrion; mitochondrial small ribosomal subunit. NCBI's taxonomy places the organism in Eukaryota, Metazoa, Chordata, Mammalia, Pholidota, Manidae.